Messenger RNA from Pseudoliparis swirei, 5586 nucleotides. It is a transcript of the gene chka, whose product is annotated as choline kinase alpha. Gene Ontology annotation, cellular component: cytoplasm. Gene Ontology annotation, biological process: CDP-choline pathway; phosphatidylethanolamine biosynthetic process. Gene Ontology annotation, molecular function: choline kinase activity; ethanolamine kinase activity. The record is from RefSeq and is a predicted model, not a curated record. Bases 302 to 1561 code for a protein of 419 amino acids. The transcript is spliced from 12 exons. NCBI's taxonomy places the organism in Eukaryota, Metazoa, Chordata, Actinopteri, Perciformes, Liparidae.
CAUUCCUCCUCCAGCCCGCGCCGCCGAGUUACUGCUUACCGUUACUGCUCCACGACGCCGCAGCGACACUUCUACUUUCUACCAGCGAGAAAAAGAGUAAAAGACAGAAAGAAACAACACUCUGUCCUCCGUACAUUCACAGAGAGAAAAAGACAUUUGUGGCCGAAUAAGCGACAUAAAUCUUCGACUGCGACACGAGCCGAGCGGCUCCUCACAUCCGCCUGCGCCGCUCAGUGGUGGGUGGGGGUGUUCAACUCAGAGUAUUUUGCUUGUUUUAUUUCUUCUUUUUUAAAGAAGCAACAUGAAAACCAAAUUCAUCACCGGGGUCUCCUCCUCGCCCUCCUCCAUCGCUCUGGGCAUCCUGGUGACCGAGAACGCGCUGCAGGUCCAGGCCGUCGUCGAGGAGGACUGCAAGGACCUGGUCCGCCUCGAGCAGCCGGACCCGGAGACCCAGCGCAUGGCGUACCUGUGGUGCCGAGAGUUCCUCCACGGCGCGUGGAAGAGCCUGGCCAGGGACGAGUUCCACAUCACCAUCAUACGGGGUGGUCUGAGCAACAAGCUCUUCCUGUGCAGCCUCCCUGACCGCCUGGACCCUGUUGGGGACGAGCCCCGCAGCGUCCUGCUGCGCCUCUAUGGGGCCAUCCUACAGAUGUCCUGUAAUAAAGGGGAUUGCCGACAGUCAAACAGAGAAAAUCCGUACCAAGGUGCGGAGGCCUUGGUGUUGGAGAGUGUGAUGUUUGCCAUCUUGGCCGAGAGGGAGCUGGGACCUAAACUCUACGGCAUUUUCCCUCAGGGCCGGCUGGAGCAGUACAUGCCGAGUCGUAAACUGGACACCUGGGAGUUGAGCGUCCCGAGCAUCUCAUCGGAGGUAGCGGAGAAAAUGGCCCAGUUUCACGCCAUGAGGAUGCCCUUCAACAAGGAACCCAAGUGGCUGUUUGGAACCAUGGACAAGUACCUGAACCAAGUCAUGAGGCUGACCUUCAUCAGAGACUCUCAGCUGCGUCGCUUCAACCGCCUGCUGGCCUACAACCUGCCGAAGGAGAUGGAUAUGCUCAAGUCUCUGCUGGAUUCCACGCGCUCUCCUGUCGUCUUCUGCCACAACGACUGUCAAGAAGGAAAUAUCCUGUUGCUGAAGGGCCAACAGAGCUCCGACAAACAGCAGCUCAUGCUCAUUGACUUUGAGUACAGCAGAUACAACUACAGGGGAUUCGACAUCGGCAACCACUUCUGUGAAUGGAUGUACGACUACAGCUGUGAGGAGUUCCCCUUCUUCAAAGUGAACGCUCAGGCCUACCCUUCCAAGGCCCAGCAGCUGCACUUCAUCGAGAGCUACCUGCGCGACGCCGAUCGAGGGUUCGACAACCUCAGCGAGGAGGACCAGAUGAAGCUGAAGGAGGAGAUGCACGUGGAGGUCAACAGGUUCUCCCUGGCGUCCCACUUCUUUUGGGGCUUGUGGUCCAUAAUCCAGGCCCGGCUCUCCACCGUCAAGUUUGGUUACAUGGAGUACGCCCAGGCCAGGUUUGACGCCUACUUCCAGCAGAAGAAGAUGUGGGCGGUCUAACGGCGCCCCGCGAGGGGACUUGCAGGUUAACGAAGAUUUGACUCCGCCCACCACGCUUUACUUGCGCUCCCUGUCUCGAGGGGAUUCGAUGGCUACCGUUGGUGUCGUGUUGACCAAACGGCCAGAACUCGAUCACGUGGCUAGGCGCUUAAGGUACGCCCCCACCACCACCACCACCACCCCUAAAGCUCCAUAUGCAGCUCAAAGUUUACACUGACUCCCAGAGAGCCCCCCCCCCCCCCCCCCAUGUAGAAACUUAACCACAACACAAAGAAACACUGACUUGUACUAACCCUCAUCACAGCUGCUCUCUGCUUCUGCCUUGUUGGAACCAUGCCACUAACACCAGGGUGACGUUUGGAGCAGGGUGGGGGGGGUACAGCUAAAUUGGAAAUGUUGACAUUGCAUCAAUGUGUGUGUACUGGUCAUUCCCUGUUGGAAAUUACCAUAAUGUGAUCUUCUCUUGGUAGAUUGCUGCUCACAGAAGCAGCCAGUUGCUAAUUAUGUAUAUUGUAUAUAGACCUCAACAUGCCAGUAGCCCCCCCCCCCCCCCCGUCUGUUACCGACGGGCCGGCGGGUUGGCUGGUGGAUCCAUAACUUGAUCGACUGGUCGGAGUGCCGUCUACACUUGUAGACGGCACUCCCUUGCUGCUUGUUCGAUUUGUCUUUUUUCCUUUAUUUUCUAUUGUCAUUUGUAUUUUUACAUUUGUUUCUUCUUUUUUGGCCAGCGCAGUUACAGUCGUGUUAUUUGCAAAUCUGUGAAUAGUUGCGGUUCAUUUUUCUGGGGGGCCGGUCGAACAUCGCCUAUUAGGUCUGGUUCUUGGUGGCUUCCCAACUAUUGAAGCGGUUACGCUGACCAGCUGUCACUUUUACUGACUGAUGUUUGGUAGGUUUAUGGUAUUAUGAAAAAUAACUGGGACACGUACAUCCCGAUGCAUUGGGUAUUAACACCUGCCCUCUGAUUUAGCCCAAAAGACAUUCAGCCAUGCUUUAUAAGCCUGGGAGAGUGUCGCUACGCAGCUAACGGACUCUUAUUUCUGCUUUUUUACUUUUAUAUUUCAUCGCUGCAUGAAAGAAGAAGAUAAAAAUGUUGCAAAGUGCGCGACAGCCUUAUUGUGGUCCUGUUCUCUUUGCUGAUGACCGGGGGUUGUGCCUACUGCCAUCGUCGUGCCCACGCUCCGGGACAUGGACCCAGACGGUCCCGACACACUGGCGUUCUCUGGCUGUUGCUGUAUCUGCUAAUGAGAGCCGAGUCCUAGCCGGAUCGCUGUAGCAUGCUAACAAUCGUACUCAUUGCACCUGUAACAAAGGGAGUGCCUGGGCUCGCCUCAUCGGUUCUGCUUCGUCUUUCUUCUUUGCGGAUUAGAGUUCUAGAUUGUUUCUGAUGAGAGAGAACUGUGGCCCAAACAUCGCGAGACGAGUCCAAUUCUACCCGGACGGCAACCUCCGUUUUAGCCGAGUUCCGCCAAAUGUCUACGUCACUCCUCCACAGUCCAAAUAUAGUCAGAAAACAACAUGGCGACGGCGAAAUAGCCAAACUCGAGGCUUCGUGACAGCGGUCCACAAGCGUUACGAUGACUACGUCCACUUCUUGUACGUCCUUUGAUUCUACCUCACCCCAUCAAGUCAUCACAGGGCGCGUUCGUAAAUAGCCAGUCGGAGCGCUAACUGGACCUUCACUUACACAUUUUGCUAACGCGUGUGGAAAUGAAACGAUAUUUCCUCAGACGACAGCGCGCUGUGUUUGAUUGGAUUUACGAAUGCACCCUCACGUGCACCGUGUAUUACCCACAGAUGGGCAGAUUAAAAUAAGUCCGUAACAUCUUUACUCUGAGUUUAUUAUCAUCUUUGCUGGGCACGUCUCAUGUAAGUGAAACAUUUAAAGCGAUUUAAAUUAGCAAGCGCAAGCUAGCUCACCACAACGGGAGCGGUGACUAUUGGACUUCAUUAUGAAUAAAUAUUAGUCGCAGCAAACUUCUCCAUGCUAGAAUCCUAUUUUUCACAUUUCAUUACAGUGAAUAAUAUCGGACUCAAAAGUACCUUUCGCUAAGGCUAACCCUUCAGUAGCUGUUGCUAGCCGUUGUGCUUAGAUUUUUAGCGUUAGCUUUGUCUAGCCAGCUAACGAAGCGCAGGUUCCGUGUGUUUGCUCUCCCCCGGCUGACUUUUAGUUGUUUCCAGAUCAUUCUUUUUAAUUCAAGAGCCUCUGUAAAGAAGAAGGGCUCUUAAAUACGCACUUUACCGCUUCAAACGUGAUAUUGGUAAAAUACUGAGACUCAAAGCUUCGGUUAAAUGUUUCAGGAAAAAGAAAGACGUGGAUCAAAAAAAGGAAAGGAGCAGCAUUCAUCUUGUGUUUCAGUGUAGAGCCACUUGGCCCUCGUAUUGUAAGUAUGAUAAAGAAUAAUAUACAGUAUGACCAGACUUUUUUGGGGGUCUAAAUGCCUUUAAACUGGGGGGGGGGGGGGUGACGAAUUUACCACUGCAAAAUACUCGCCUGCCAAUGUUUCAUCUAAAUUAUUCAUCGCGACAGCAAAAAACUGAAAGAAUUCCGUGACUUUGUUGUCACGUGACAUUUGUUAAAAACAGGACGCCGUGGCUAACGUUAGCCUAAACUCUGACCGCAUCCAAAGCCAGCGUCCACAGUUCGGUCAAUGCAACACAGUCGGCUUGUAUUGCUGCUUUAUUUUAUUUUAACAGACUCUUAAUAAAUCAUUCUCCAAACUCAAUUUUUUUAAUGCAGUGUCCCUCUUCCUGCACACCAUGUGGGACGGGCCUGUUCCGCCAGGUUACAGGCGCUACGCCAUGAUUGGACAAUCACCGUUUGGGGGAGGGGAUUCGGCAAAAGGUUUGCUUUAGGUAGUUUGGAGUCGUACCGCGUGGGAAUCCUAAAGUCGAUACUCGUUUUUCCACAAAAUGUCUGACUGACAACGGAAAGGCCGGCGUGCGUAGCCGCGUCUGUUGCUGUUCAAAUACCGGCGGUAGCGUCGUGUUUACGCCGGGUCCAGACUCCCCGUGUACCGGUGAGCACCGGGACUUAGUGCGGAAGCCACCUAAUAACUUGUGAAGCCGGCUGUGGGCAUUACCUCAUGGAGCUGAGGGAGCCGGGCUGGACCGUGAAACUAGACUAGAGCCCACUCGGCUGACCCCGGAACCACCCAGAGGGGUCAGCAGCUCCACUGAGGCACUUUUGAUGGACCGGAAAACACAUAUGUACAAUAUAUUGACUUUGUCUGUGAAACAUUUGGGGGUUGUUGAACUGUGACUGUUGUUGAACUGUUAGUUUCAUUUUUCCAUGCAAGUGUAUAUUUUUAUUUAAUAUUUCAAUGUGUUUACUCUAUAGUUUUACAGCAGAACGUCUCGUGGAUUUUACUGGACGACUAUUACAGAAGUGUUACUGCUGAAUUUAGCUACGUCUUCAUUUUAGCACCUAUUCUUUCUUUAUUUUUUUAAACCAUUAAGUGGCUCUGUUCUGUACCAACAUUAGUAUUGAUGUUGUCAUUUAUGAAUGAGUUGUAUUUGUCCUUCCCCACAUGCUAUUUCUCUCGAGUUAAUUUUUUGUUCCUUUCCAUGAUUUCGUUGUAUUUGUUGGAGAAAAGAAAUGACACCCUGAUCGUUAACGACACCUGGACACUCGACCAAAAGAACUACACAUUUAGAUCCGAUCGGUUCCAAUCAAACUGAUCCCUCCCGAAUGUGACAUCGGUCCCCAGCCACAAACACCCUCGCUUCGGUUCAUACCUGGAAUUAAAUGUAUGUAAUAUUCCAUUAAAUUUAUUCAAAUAUAAAGAAUCACAAACUUGUAAAUUUUUUCAUUCUUAAUGAAUGUACAUUGUGUUAAUGUAGUUUUGUUUUGUUAAAACAACGACAUUCUUUUCUGUGAAAGCACCCACAUGCGGCUAAUUAAUAACCUUUGCUAUCUAUGCAGCUAUACUGAAUGCAUAUGUGCUAUAAUAAACUGUGUUUGGGUGAACUUGGCUGUAAAUGUACAUUUAUGCUUUGCACAAACAAAAAUAAAGAACUCAAAUGAC